Molecule: messenger RNA, 859 nt
Organism: Corticium candelabrum
Lineage: Eukaryota; Metazoa; Porifera; Homoscleromorpha; Homosclerophorida; Plakinidae
Product: hematopoietic prostaglandin D synthase-like
Exons: 5
Coding region: 65-697 (210 amino acids)
Biological process (GO): glutathione metabolic process
Molecular function (GO): glutathione transferase activity
Source: RefSeq, a predicted model, not a curated record
GCGCGACAUACCUGUCUCCCGGCGAUUGCUACCAAGUCACACGCAGCUCUGUAACUGAGUCGACAUGCCAAGCUACAAGUUGACCUACUUUCCCGUCCGCGGUCGAGCCGAGUUGGCGCGCAUCAUAUUCCACUACACCAAAACGCCGUUUGAAGACAUCAGAGUGAAGGGAGAAGAAUGGCAGGCGUUGAAGAAAAGUGGAAAACCUCCAUUUGGCUUUUUGCCUAUUCUUGAGGUGGAUGGGACAGUUAUUAGUUCAUCAUCCGCUAUUGUAUUGUACAUUUCUGAAGUGACUGGACUGGUGGGUGAUACGCUACUGGACAAAGCCAGAGGAGUUAUGGUCAUGGAUGCAAUUGGAGACCUCUUGAACCCCUUUCUUCCAAAAUUUUUUCAAGAACAAGACCCAUCAAAAAAGGCUGAAUUGGCAAAAGAAUUUUGCGAGAAAACCCUCUCUCCUUGGAUCGAAAAACUAAACGUUCUGUACAAACAGAAUGGCCAAGGCGAUGCUUGGUUUGUUGGCUCAAAGCUGACGUACGUUGACUUGGGCAUUUUCAACCUGUUCGACUUUCUAUCAACAAUGUUCAAGAAGGAUGCAAACGAGCUGCUUGGUGCUCAUCCUAAGUUGCUCGCUCUGUGCAAGAGAGUCAAAGAAUUGCCCAAAGUUGCUGCAUACCUGGAAAGCAGGCCACCAAUGUAAUGCAGUUGUGGGAUGUUUUAGUUGAUUGGUUGACGUAUGCAGCGACUUUUGGAAUUGGUGUUUCAUGUUUUGCUGUCGUUUUUGUUGUAGCAUGAUGUGUACUGUCGUGAGUGUGUACACUGAUAUGCAAUGGCUCUUGAUUUUGAUAUGUUUGGUAUCUGA